This is a messenger RNA of Sorex araneus (European shrew), 2129 nucleotides long. RefSeq names its product Fos proto-oncogene, AP-1 transcription factor subunit (gene FOS). Gene Ontology annotation, cellular component: nucleus. Gene Ontology annotation, molecular function: DNA-binding transcription factor activity, RNA polymerase II-specific; RNA polymerase II cis-regulatory region sequence-specific DNA binding. The record is from RefSeq and is a predicted model, not a curated record. The transcript has 4 exons. Bases 162 to 1304 code for a protein of 380 amino acids. NCBI's taxonomy places the organism in Eukaryota, Metazoa, Chordata, Mammalia, Eulipotyphla, Soricidae. Gene Ontology annotation, biological process: regulation of transcription by RNA polymerase II.
CUCCAACCUCCUCUGCAGCGAGCAGCACAGAAGCUAAGACAGAGCCGGCGGCGGCGGCGCAGCGAGCGAGCAGCGACCGCGCUCCUACCCAGCUCUGCCCCAUCGCUCCUGCCUGUCUCCGCGCCCCCAGCCCCUCGACCCGCCUCGGACUAACCGCGACUAUGAUGUUCUCUGGCUUCAACGCCGAUUACGAGGCUUCCUCCUCCCGCUGCAGCAGCGCCUCCCCAGCCGGGGACAGUCUCUCCUACUACCACUCGCCGGCCGACUCCUUCUCCAGCAUGGGCUCUCCCGUCAAUGCGCAGGACUUUUGCGCGGAUCUGGCCGUCUCCAGUGCCAACUUCAUUCCCACGGUGACUGCCAUCUCCACCAGCCCGGACCUGCAGUGGCUGGUGCAGCCUACCCUGGUUUCCUCCGUGGCCCCGUCCCAGACGAGAGCCCCCCACUCCUACGGAGUGGCCACCCCUGCGGCCGGGCCUUACUCCAGGCCUGGGUCGGUGAAGACUAUGAGCGGCGGCCGGGCGCAGAGCAUCGGCAGGCGGGGCAAGGUGGAACAGCUGUCCCCGGAAGAAGAGGAGAAAAGGAGAAUCCGAAGGGAAAGGAAUAAGAUGGCAGCAGCUAAGUGCCGGAACCGAAGGCGGGAGCUGACAGACACCCUCCAAGCGGAGACUGACCAACUGGAGGACGAGAAAUCAGCCUUGCAGACUGAGAUCGCCAACUUGCUGAAGGAGAAGGAGAAACUCGAGUUUAUCCUGGCAGCCCACCGGCCGGCCUGCAAGAUCCCAGAUGACCCAGGCUUCCCAGAAGAGAUGUCUGUGACUUCUCUUGAUCUGAGCGGGGGCCUGACCCAAGCGACCAGCCCCGACUCGGAGGAGGCCUUCACCUUGCCCCUCCUCAAUGACCCCGAGCCCAAGCCCGCCGUGGAGCCGGUCAAGAGCAUCAGCAGCGUGGAGAUGAAGGCUGAGCCCUUCGAUGACUUCCUGUUCCCCGCCUCGUCCAGGCCCAGCGGCUCUGAGACCGCCCGCUCCGUGCCCGACAUGGACUUGUCUGGUUCCUUCUAUGCAGCAGACUGGGAGCCGCUGCACGGUGGUUCCCUGGGGAUGGGGCCCAUGGCCACAGAGCUGGAGCCCCUGUGCACCCCAGUGGUCACCUGUACUCCCAGCUGCACUACCUACACGUCUUCCUUCGUCUUCACCUACCCAGAGGCCGACUCCUUCCCCAGCUGCGCCGCAGCCCACCGCAAGGGCAGCAGCAGCAACGAGCCUUCCUCUGACUCGCUCAGCUCCCCCACGCUGCUGGCCCUGUGAGCAGUCAGGGAGCGGGAGGCAGGAGGCCCCCAGGGCCGCUGCCCCGAGUUGGUGCAUUACAGAGAGGAGAAACACGUCUUCCCUCAAGGGGUUCCGUAGACCUAGGGAGGAUCUUAUCUGUGCGUGAAACACACCAGGCUGUGGGCCUCAAGGACUUGAAAGCAUCCACGUGUGGACUUGAGUCCUUACCUCUUCCGGAGAUGUAGCAAAAAAACAAAAAAACAAAAAAAACGCAUGGAGUGUGUAUCGUCCCCAGUGACACAUCUGAGAGCUGGUAGUUAGUAGCAUGUUGAGCCAGGCCUGGGUCUGUGUCUCUUUCUCUUUCUCUUUAGUCUUCUCAUAGCAUUAACUAAUCUAUUGGGUUCAUUAUUGGAAUUAACCUGGUGCUGGAUAUUUUCAAAUUGUAUCUAGUGCAGCUGAUUUUAACAAUAACUACUGUGUUCCCGGCAAUAGUGUGUUCUGAUUAGCAAUGACCAAUAUUAAACUAAGAAAAGAUAAUGACUUUAUUUUCGAGUAGAUAGAAAUAAAUAGCUAUAUCCAUGUACUGUAGUUUCUCUCCAACAUCAAUGUUCAUUGUAAUGUUACUGAUCAUGCAUUGUCGAGGUGGUCUGAAUGUUCUGACAUUAACAGUUUUCCAUGAAAACGUUUUAUUGUGUUUUUAAUUUAUUUAUUAAGAUGGAUUCUCAGAUAUUUAUAUUUUUAUUUUAUUUUUUUCUACCUUGAGGUCUUUUGACAUGUGGAAAGUGAAACUGAAUGAAAAAUUUAAGCAUUGUUUGCUUAUUGUUCAAAGACAUUGUCAAUAAAAGCAUUUAAGUUUGAAUGCGA